Molecule: messenger RNA, 958 nt
Organism: Aricia agestis (brown argus)
Lineage: Eukaryota; Metazoa; Arthropoda; Insecta; Lepidoptera; Lycaenidae
Gene: Mtch
Product: mitochondrial carrier homolog 2-like
Exons: 2
Coding region: 63-950 (295 amino acids)
Source: RefSeq, a predicted model, not a curated record
CUCAAAAUUCAAUUGACAAUUUUUGAUUACAGUGAGAAAAUAAGAAUUUUGUAUUUUUAAUUAUGGACGAAAUUGAUAAAGAAAAGAUAGCGGCUCUGCCUUCGCAGCUGGUCGUGGCUACAGUAUGUCACCCUAUGGAAUAUGCGAAGGUCCUCAUACAACUGGGAUACGAGCCUCUGCCCCCGCGGCGCUCCACAACUCUAUUCGGUCGGCCCGCGAUGAUAUUACCUAAUGUAUUCCAGUAUAUAAAGCACAUCAAGAAGUCCGACGGUUUCUUCGGUUGCUACAGGGGAUUAUCGGCGAAAGUUCUCGGCCUGAUUGCAUCGAGCCAGCUCACGUCGACAGUCGUUCACGGAUUGGGCAUCGAGUUGCCGGAAUUCAAUGAUCCCCCGAACAUCAUCACCGAUGAGGAACCGAUCAUGGAGGACUACAUCAAGCUCGGCCGCCGAGAUAUGAUCAUGCACACGGCGUCAGUCGUAGUGUCCUAUCCUUUCCAUGUCGUCUCUCUUAGAAUGAUGGCCUCGUUUGUCGGGAAGGAAGAGGACUACAGCUCCCUUUUGGGUGCUAUCGUAUCGAUCUAUAAAGACGACGGACUCCUAGGUUUCUACCACGGAAUAAUACCGAAACUGCUGGGAGAUCUAACCUGUGUCGCCGUCACGGGAAUACUGGCGUAUUAUGUUAACAAAUACUUGGUGAAGACGAAAGACCUGAGGUAUUAUACAGUGCCGCUGCUCACUUUCGUGACCAGUACUAUAACGUACCCGUUGGUGGUUGUGUCUACCUGCAUGGCAGUCGCGGGAAGUAGUCUGAAGGCGGGUAACCCACCACUGAUGCCUGCGUAUCCAUCCUGGCAAUCCUGCUGGAGGGAACUCCUCCGCACCAAACAGCACAAGCGUGGCUCAUCACUUAUAUUUAGGUACUACAUUGCUCCUAUUGCAGCUAUGCAGUAAAAUACCUC